AUGAUUGUCGUUAAAAUUAAAAAUAAAUUGGCAAAGGACAUUGAAGGUUAACUGACUGAAAAAGAUCAAACUGAGGAGCUUGAUGACUAUAAAUUACUAACAAGGUAUCCAGCUAGAACAUUCCUUAGAGAAGGCUACUUGACAUCAUAGGUCUUAUUACCUGCUAGGCAGAGGUGGCUGGGAAUUCUACUUUCUGUAAUUAAUGGUCUCUUGACUCAUAGCAUGAUUUUUUACUAUGACUAUUAGUAAUAAGACGAUUAAGGAAAAAUAUGUUGGAUGGAUAUCAUUCUAUUAGUAAGAAAUUUCGGAUAAAGAUAUAGAACUAGAAUUCAACUUAAUUUAAUAAUUUAUAUGGUAACUUAUUGUUUACUUGGUGCUUUAUAUUUAUGCUACUUCUUUGGAGUAAAUGUAACACUUUUCGAUGAUAAGCAAUGGGUAUUGAUUAUUUAUGAGAUUAUCAUAAUGUUAAUUCUAACUGUUCUUUUGCUCAAUUAUGCUGUAAGGACUAAUGCUUUUAAAACUCCAAAGCAAUGUAAAAAAGAAUUAUUAGUUACAAUUAAAACUAUUGAAUCAGUAAAAGAGAGAUUAGAGAAAGAACAAGAAGUGAAUCCAAUUAAGAUACUUGGUAUUCCUAUGAGAUCUAAUGUUUUAUAUACAGUUUACACAGGCCUUAUUUCUUUGGCUGUUGCUAUGAUUUAAAAGAAAACUAAUUUUUUCAAUUGA
This is a messenger RNA of Stylonychia lemnae, 723 nucleotides long. The record is from the annotation of a GenBank genome assembly. Lineage: Eukaryota; Ciliophora; Spirotrichea; Sporadotrichida; Oxytrichidae.